Cucurbita pepo subsp. pepo (vegetable marrow) is the source of this 1142-nucleotide messenger RNA. RefSeq names its product putative oxidoreductase At1g06690, chloroplastic. Gene Ontology annotation, cellular component: cytoplasm. Lineage: Eukaryota; Viridiplantae; Streptophyta; Magnoliopsida; Cucurbitales; Cucurbitaceae. The record is from RefSeq and is a predicted model, not a curated record.
GCUUGAAUUCUCAACCAUUCACCUUCAGAAACAAAAAUCGAAAACAAUAAGAAAUUCCUUCUUCUUUUAAUCUUUGGGGUGCCGUAGCCAUGGCGGUGCCGUUAAAUUCCGGCCGCUUCUUUUCAAUUCCUCCGAUAAACGGCCGUAGAAUUUACAGAGUGACCGCCGUGGUGGUGGCUGCUUCGGCGGAAGAGAAAGUGAAGUUGGGCGGUUCUGAACUGAAGGUAACCAGGCUUGGUAUUGGAGCUUGGUCUUGGGGUGACAUCUAUUGGAACAGCCUUGAUUGGGACGAUAGGAAGCUGAAGGCUACUAAAGCUGCCUUCAACGCCAGUGUUGACCAUGGCAUUACCUUCUUUGACACUGCUGAAAUCUAUGGCGCCUCAUAUACUUUAGGUGCUGUAGAAUCAGAAACUCUUUUAGGAAGAUUCAUUAAAGAAAAGAAGGCAAAGGAUCCGGGAGUUGAUGUCACAGUGGCUACAAAAUUUGCAGCAUUACCAUGGAGGCUAGGUCGUCGAAGCGUGAUAUGCGUCCUUAAGGACUCCCUCGCUCGCCUCGGACUUGCGUCGGUCGACCUAUAUCAACUUCAUUGGCCUGGAAUAUGGGGAAAUGAAGGGUAUAUUGAUGGUCUUGGAGAUGCUGUUGAGCUGGGACUUGUGAAGGCCGUUGGUGUUUCAAAUUACAGCGAAAAGCGACUUCGAGAAGCUCAUGAGAAAUUGAAGAAACGAGGUAUUCCACUGGCUUCAAACCAAGUGAAUUAUAGCCUUAUAUACAGAUUACCAGAAGAGAACGGUGUGAAGGCCGCCUGCGAUGAACUUGGAAUCACCUUAAUUGCAUAUUCGCCUAUUGGGCAAGGCGUUCUCUCGGGAAAGUACACUCCUACAAAUCCUCCAACUGGUCUUCGAGGUCAAAUCUACACUCCACAGUUCUUAACAAAGCUCGAACCGCUACUAAACCGGAUCCGGGACAUAGGACAAACCUACAACAAAACAUCCACACAGGUAGCGCUUAAUUGGCUAAUAGCACAAGACAACGUGGUGCCCAUCCCCGGAGCCAAAAAUUGAUAGCAAAGUUCAUGAUUCAAAAUAAAAUUGUAACAAUUCAAGCCCACCGCUAACAAAUAUUAUCCGUUUUGAUUUGUUACG